Molecule: messenger RNA, 1742 nt
Organism: Daphnia magna
Lineage: Eukaryota; Metazoa; Arthropoda; Branchiopoda; Diplostraca; Daphniidae
Gene: Dpit47
Product: tetratricopeptide repeat protein 4
Exons: 10
Coding region: 510-1679 (389 amino acids)
Molecular function (GO): Hsp90 protein binding
Source: RefSeq, a predicted model, not a curated record
AACCAACUUAAGCGUCAAUCGAGUUCUUGACUCGCGAACAAGUUUCUGUGAAAAUAAGUGUACAUCAGUCUCGAUUGGCUUGAUUGUUGUUGCGCAGCGUGGCGAAAACCUAAUCCACCAAUAUUUCCUAUUUAUAGUUAUUCUUCUGAUCUAGCAGUUCGUUACACACACAAAAAAUCGAGCAAACAUUCUACCUUUGAUCAAAUGAUUUCAAUUCGGUGUUAUCAUAGCCUUGAGUUUCCCGCAAACGUGUCAUUAUAAAAAGUUCCAGAAUCCUCAAUUUCGAAAAACAUCAAUGAAGGAUUGAUUAUAACUCGCGGUUUGCCGAGAAAUAUUCGGAAAAAGGCAUGUAGAUGGCAGAGAGUCUACGUUGCUGCAGACGACCAAAUUCAGCACGCACGUGUACUGUAAGAGUGGCAGGAAAAAAUAAAUAAUCGAAUAAUAAUUUUCUGGAAAAUCAAUAGGAUCCUUCAACAAGCGACGGAAAACUAGGGCUGCUAUAUAGGAAAAUGACAGAACAGAAAAAAGAUAUGAGUGAAGAAGAGAAGCACCAGUUAGCCUUGAAACUUGACCAAGAUCUGGAAGAAUUUAUAAAUUCCCGUAAAAAUACUCCUUAUUCCGAAGGAUGGAAGGAGGAGACGUGGGAGCAGGAAAUGGAACAGCACCCAUUUUUCAUGAAAAAACUACCGGAAGAAGGAGAACCCUUGCCACCUCUCCUUGAAGCUUUUCAACAACUAAAGUAUGACCCUGAUGAAAACACAACUGAAGAUUUAGCUCUGGCUUAUAAGAAUGAUGGUAAUUUCAACUUCAAGCUGAAGAAAUACCGCUUUGCCAUUGCCAAUUAUACUGAAGGACUUAAACAAAAAUGUGGAAAUGUGGAACUUGAAGCAAAUUUAUAUCUGAAUAGAGCAGCAUGCCAAUUUCACCUGGGUAACUACAGGUCUUCAUUGAAUGACAGCUUGCAAGCUGCAAAAUUAAAACCUGAUUAUACUAAGGCCAUCGUACGUGCAGCUCAAUGUUGUUUGCAAUUAAAAAGGUAUGCUGAAGGCCUUAAAUGGUGCGACUAUGGAAUAAGAUUAAAAAACAGCGAUCCUGCGCUCGUUAAAUUGCGAACUGAGCUCGUACAGGGCCAAAAAUUGGAGGAAAGAAACAAAAGAAAGGCAGAAAUAGCAGAGAAAAAAGAACAAGCGUCAAUCAACGAGUUGGUAAACGCUUUGCGCAUUCGCAGCAUCGCAACUGGCAUCAAGGGGAAAAGAGAUGGUGGUAAAACGACAUUGGACUUAUCCAGCAUUGAACCAUGUCAUCCGGCAGCAAUUGGAAAACGCGUUCAUCUGGUCGGCGACGCUUUGGUUUGGCCCGUCCUAUUUCUGUAUCCAGAAUAUGGUGAAACUGAUUUCGUACAAGAAUUCCACGAAGAUUCUUGCUUCAUGGACCAUUUGCAGAUGAUGUUUGAAGAAUCGCCACUUUGGGACUUGGAAAAGAAGUAUAAUCCAACCUCGAUUCGUAUGUAUUACGAGCACAGGGAAAGUGGAAAACUUUACGUAGUUGAUCCAAACUGUUCGUUAAAGGAAGUUUUGUCCCAAAAAACGUACAUCGUUCAAGGCGGAACGCCUGGAUUCAUCUGUUUGGUUGAGGCAAGCCCAUUCCAAAAAGAUUUCUUAAACAGAUACACAAACUGAUACUUCGAGCGGAUGUAUAAUGACGUGAAAGAUAUACAAAUUACACCAAAUUGUUAAAAAAUU